AUGGUGAUGAAGUGUCGUGAAGAAUGUGUAUGUAGAUGCGGGUGGGUUUCAUUGACCGGUUUAUUGCUCGACAAUUCUAAAAUAUGCAGCACUGAAAUUCCCAUAAAUGACAUUUUUCAUUGGCCUGAUCACGAAGAACGAGAGUAUCCGAGCAAAGUGCUAUGCAAGGAGGAUAAAGUGCCUCGUCUGGAGUCAUUCCUUUCCACUUAGGGACACUCAGUAACCGUCCUUGGUAGCUGUACAGCGUCAUUACAUUCCAUUCAAUCAGCAAAAAAUGCCUGUAAUAAAAUAAACCAACAAUUACUAUAUACAUGUCAAAUAUCACUGGUGUGUUCCAGUUUGUCGAGGAAUAAAUGUGACACUGAUUUGUCGUGACAACAACCAGAUAAUUAAAGGCUAAUUCCAUAUGAACAACUCGGUCGGAUAUCUCGAGCAUCUCAACAACUCCACUGUUGUUUCCUAUUUCUCUCACCUGAAUUGUCUUUCUUUUAAUCAAUGUCGCUUCAUAGUUUUCCCAUUCAAGCCGCCUGAA
This is a messenger RNA of Cotesia congregata, 532 nucleotides long. The record is from the annotation of a GenBank genome assembly. Lineage: Eukaryota; Metazoa; Arthropoda; Insecta; Hymenoptera; Braconidae.